GCCUUACACCGGCGUUCUUUUUCACUAGUGAGGCGUAAAUGCAGUUCAGUGCCCAGGUGCUGCCUUUCAUCUAUCGUGCCAUUGGUUCAAAGCAUCUUCCUGCCAGUAACAUCAGCUUUGUUCAUCUUGAUUCCCAUCCAGACCUUCUUAUUCCUGUGAAUAUGCCUGCAGACACUGUAUUUGACAAAGAAGCUCUUUUUAGUGAAUUAAGUAUUGAGAACUGGAUUAUGCCUGCUGUUUACGCUGGCCAUAUUUCUCAAGUAGUGUGGCUUCACCCACCCUGGGCUCAGCAGAUCUCAGAAGGAAAACACCAUUUUUUAAUUGGGAAAGACAUAUCAACAACUACAAUCAGGGUUACAGGUACAGAUUAUUACUUUUUAAGUGAUGGUCUUUAUGUCCCUGCUGAUCAGCUAGAAAACCAGAAGCCUUUAAAUUUACACGUCAUUCUCAUCAAUCCUACCAAAGCAUCAAAUAGCCAGGAAGAAAAUGGUGAAGUAGCAUCUGCUAAGAGACUGAAGCUAAAUACAGAUGACACAGCAAGCACCGUUUCUGCCUCUUCAUCAGUGGUUCCUGGUGACCUUGAUCGCAGCACCCCAAGUCUGAAGAAAAAGGAAGUACAAAGCGCAAGUGUGCCGAACAAGGCAGAAACAUUGUCAGAGCGCUCAGCUUCAAGCUCUCUCAGAAACGGUGAAUGCCCAAUAAGGGAAGUUGUUAAAGAUAUCUGCCAAGUACUGCAGAAGGGGGAUGCAUAUGUUUUAGACAUUGACUUAGAUUUUUUUUCAGUUAAAAAUCCAUUCAAAGAAAUGUACACACAGACAGAAUAUGAGCUUUUGCAAGAGUUGUACAAUUUCAAGAAGCCUCACAGAAAUGCAACAGAGGAGGGCUUGCUGGAUUGUGUUGAAAACCGUGUUCAUCAGCUAGAAGAUCUGGAAGCAGCAUUUGCAGAUUUGUGUGACAAUGAUGAUGAAGAGACCCUACAGAAGUGGGCUUCGUACCCUGGAAUGAAGCCACUUGUUCAACUAGUUCACAGUUUGAAAACCAGGAUGGAAAGCCCAGACUACGAAAUGGUCCAUCAGGCUGGUCUGACCUGUGAUUAUAUAGAGCUUCCUCACCAUGUUAGCACUGAAGAGGAGAUCGAAGGCCUCAUACAAUCUGUUAAAGUUCUACUAAAAGAUAUGCCUAAGCCCACGCUUGUGACAGUUGCUCGAUCAAGUUUGGAUGACUAUUGCCCUUCAGAGCAGGUUGACAUCAUUCAAGAGAAGGUUCUCAAUUUACUAGGUUCAGUGUAUGGUGCUCUGGAUGUGCACUUAGAUUACUCAAGCACCUCAUCUUUUUUGUGACCUUUCUUCAUGUAUUGCCCUCUAAUGCAGUGGAUUAAAUUGCAUAUUAGCUAUGGUUGCAAGGGGAAAAAUACUGUUAUUUCAGCAGGUGGCACUAGAACCCAAGCUGACCAAGAGCUAGUUUCGAGUUGUAUUGCUUUCUCCAAGUCAGCUGCAUCUGAACUGUUACCUGUUUGGCUUUAUUCAGAUUAUUUCUGUGAUUAUUAUUUUUACUGUCUUGCUUCUUAAAAUUGGUGCAAGAGAAACUAUUUUUUGUCCAUCAGAUGUACUUUUCGUCUGAUUUCUUUAAGUGUCUGUAAAAAAAAAAAAAGUAUAUGUAACUUCUUGAAGUAAAUGGAUUUCUUUUAUGUAAUUAAACUUUUUUUGAUGGAGUUUGGUGAGUACAGACAUGUUCCUGAGUUGCACUGUACCUUUUAAAAAAAUUAUCUCAAUAAUGCCAUUAAGACAUUAGGUUUACAUAGUGAUUUUUCUUAACUGCUGUGCUCGAGAUGACCAAGAAUCCCCCUACAGAAAGUAAGUGGAGUCAGAUCACGUACUGCUUGCAUAAAGUUUUUUGGUUUUUUUAAAGUAAGAGACGCUUGUUGCUGGGCUUUUUUAACUGUCAAAUCAGUCCCUCUCUUCUGUGCUUCUCUGAAUGAAGGAAGAAGGAUGGCUUGAGCUCUGUCUGGCACACCACCGUGCCAUGUUUCCAUUCCAGUAUUUCAACAAAAUCUGAUCUAACACGAAACUCCACUUCUGUCUUUCCUCUUUUUCCCUUCCCCCUUUCAAAAUAAAACAUCAGUCAAAGCAACUUUUGGCUUGAUACACUAAGCAGUUAGCAUCAUCACAGAUCAGCACCCAGAGAAAACAGGGGUCUGAAAUCUUUCCACACCGAUAACAAACUGCCAGUCACUUCCGUGAACCUGUCAUGCUGGCGUCCAUUCAGGCAAUGCCCUCACAACCACAAAGUCAGUAAGAUUACUGCCCUUUCUUAGGGAAAUAUGGUCCAUGUUUUGGAGCCCAAAGAUUGAACCAAAGAAUAAAUUAUUUGAUUCAAUGUCAUAAAUGAAGUCCAUAUCUAUAUAUCUAAAUCUAGAUCAUCUAGACUGGAUGGUGGGGUUAAGUCACUAGACUUGUAAAUGAAGAGCUCAUUAGAGGACUGACAGGUAUCUUUCCUCUUGUAGACAGAAACACAGGCCAGACAACCGGCUCAUCGGCACCAAAUUUCCCCUCUAUUCCUUCCCUCCAGCUACCCUGUGAGGGUUGUCUGCCUCAUUGCAUUGUCCUAUAUGGCCAAAGUCCUUCCCAUUUCCACUGUUACUCCUUUGGAAACAACUGGAGCAUUAGAGAGUUGGUGGCAGGGCUGCAUCCCUGGGACUGGGCUGACUUGAGAGUCUGGGCACAUCCCGGCAGUGAGAAAAGCUAGUGCAGGACUGAGCCGAGGGAGGGUGGAGAGAAGUCACCCUGGUUACAGCCAUGGCUCCAACAGGCUGUGUUGUCGGGCCAGCCCCUGGAUAUCAGAGCCCCCAAGAAACGCACAGGACAGCUUCAAGGACCGUGAUGAGACAGGACACGUAACAGCUCCUCCUUGCUACUCCUUCCUCCUCAUGCUUCUCCCCUGCUCCAACAUGGGGUGCUCCAUGGGCUGCUGUUCCUUCAGGAAACACCCACCUCUUCUG
This is a messenger RNA of Pygoscelis adeliae (Adelie penguin), 2998 nucleotides long. Its product is annotated as chromosome unknown open reading frame, human C5orf22. The record is from RefSeq and is a predicted model, not a curated record. Bases 39 to 1340 code for a protein of 433 amino acids. Lineage: Eukaryota; Metazoa; Chordata; Aves; Sphenisciformes; Spheniscidae. The transcript has 9 exons.